Messenger RNA from Syngnathoides biaculeatus (alligator pipefish), 1165 nucleotides. RefSeq lists its product as uncharacterized. The record is from RefSeq and is a predicted model, not a curated record. The transcript is spliced from 3 exons. Gene Ontology annotation, cellular component: nucleus; transcription regulator complex. Gene Ontology annotation, biological process: regulation of transcription by RNA polymerase II. Lineage: Eukaryota; Metazoa; Chordata; Actinopteri; Syngnathiformes; Syngnathidae. Bases 86 to 1111 code for a protein of 341 amino acids.
UCCACGGUAAAGUCAAACGGAAAAAGAAGUGAAACAUCGUCCCUCUGUGUGCAAGGAGACACUACAGUUUAAUAAACAACAAGAGAUGGCACAUUUUCGUGGUCAGAUCAGGGGGCCACACUGGGGCGCCAAAAGGGAUAACAUACUCAUAGAUUUUUGGAAAAGGCACGAAUGUUUGUUUAAUUCCUCGCUGGAGUCUUUCUACGACAGGGAUAUGAAGACAAAGCUGUGGUCCGAGUGCGCCUUGUUGAUCGGGAAAUCUGUAUGUGAUGUAGUGAGAAGAUCAAGGUCUCUGCGGACUCAGUAUGGAAGAGUUUUAUGGCACCCAGAGAGGGUCAACACUUUUCAGCAAAGGAUGCUGAGAGAGAAACUGGAAUUCCUGAGACCUUACAUUGUUCGCAGACGCAGUGAUUCCUAUCCAGAGGAUAGGUCUGAUGAUCACGAGGAUGAAGAAGGAGAGCUUGAGACUGAGGGGAGUAAUGAUCACGAGAGGGGUACAAGUAUAUUUGGGAGUCCGUUGGAUGAUGACGAGGCUGUGAAAGAUCCAAAUGAGGAAUUUCCAUCAGAGGCAUCCACCUCAAACACUUCUUCCUACUGCGCAAACUCACAACCUCAUCACGCAGAGACUAUGUCCUUGAACUUUGAACCUCAUAAUGACAAAGACACACCUGAUGUUCCUGAUCAGUUAGUGACAGUAAAUCUAACAAAUAAUGAUGUAUUAAACCAGUUUGUAAAUGUCAUGCUGGCGGAUAUGCGUCAGAUUAAAGACAGCAUGGUACUAAUUCGACUUCGCCGAGAUAUCACUGAAUUGGUGUUUAAAGCAGUGGAGGAGGACAUGAAGAGGCGUAUUCCAGUUUCUUUUAUUCACCAGGGAGAAAACACACAGUUUCCAAGCUCCUCAAGGCCUCAGACAUGCUUGCAGAGGGUUUGGAAGAGAAAGAACAGGGGAAAUGUAAAGCACAUGAGGAGGAUUUGUAGGACCCAAGCAGGUCAAACAUUUGAUGAGAUGAAAGGAAAUAUCCCUCAGGCUAUGAUGCAUGCUUCUGAGAUCAAAUUGGAAAUAGAUCCACGCAUGGUCAAGACAGAGGAUGAGACACUUGCUGUUCUGUGACAUUACUGUCAGUGUGUUUAGAUUACGAUAUUAAACAAAUUAUGUUAAAGUGUG